AUGACAGGCCGCUCGCCCUCGUCCUCCGGCCUCCUCCCCAUGCCCGGCUCGCCGUCCUCGUCGUGGGCGCUCUACCGCGCCCGCCUGUCCGCCAUGUUCCGCCACGCCGACACGCAGGUCGUCGUGGCCUUUUGGCUCCUCGGCCUGAUCAACAACGUCCUCUACGUAAUCAUCCUCUCCGCCGCGCAGGACCUCGUCGGCUCCGCCGUGCCCAAGGGCGUCGUCCUCCUCGCCGACGUGCUGCCCUCCUUCUUCACGAAGCUCGUCGCGCCCUACUUCAUCCACCGCGUCCCCUACGCCGCGCGCGUCUGCGUCCUCAUCGCCCUCUCCGUCAGCGGCAUGCUCCUCGUCGCGCUCACCCCGCCCGACAAGUCCGUCGCCGUGAAGAUGGUCGGCGUCGGCAUCGCAAGCCUCUCCUCCGGCGGCGGCGAGCUCAGCUUCCUCGGGCUGACGCACUACUACGGCCCCAUGAGUCUCGCGGGCUGGGGCAGCGGGACGGGCGCCGCGGGGUUGGUGGGCGCGGGGCUGUAUGUCGCGCUCACGGACUGGUGGGGCUUUUCUGUGAGGAACAGUUUGUUGUUUUCGGCGAGUUUGCCGUCGGUGAUGUUUGUGAGCUUCUUCUUGGUGCUGCCCAAGGGCCCGUUGCGGGCGGGGAGGAAGGAGGAGGAGGAGUACACUGCCGUGCCGGGGGCGGACGACCUCGAGGAGGAGGACGUGGAGGAGAUGCCGCGGGAUGCGGCGUCGUCGGCGCUGCUGGCGCCCGGGCCGGGGCUGACGAGCACGGCGUACUCGGCCACCAAGCACCACGAUGCGUCGUUCGACGCGAACCUGGCGCGGGCGAAGCGGCUGUUCUUCCCGUACAUGCUGCCGCUGCUGCUGGUCUACGUCGCCGAGUACACGAUCAACCAGGGCGUGGCGCCGACGCUGCUGUUCCCGCUGGAGUCGUCGCCGUUCAAGGAGUUCCGCGAGUUCUACCCGAUGUACGGCUUCCUGUACCAGCUGGGCGUCUUCAUCUCGCGCUCGUCGACGCCGUUCUUGCGGAUUCACCGGCUGUACCUGCCCUCGUUCCUGCAGGUGGGCAACCUGGGGCUGCUGACGGCGCAGGCCAUGUUUGACUUUCUGCCUGGGGUGUGGGUUGUGUUUGUGAUUGUGUUCUGGGAGGGGUUGCUGGGCGGCGCGGUGUAUGUAAAUACGUUUGCGGAGAUUAUGGAGAAGGUGCCGGCGGAGGAUAGGGAGUUUAGCCUUGCGGCGACGAGUGGGGCGGGACUGGUGUCGGAAGAUUAA
Molecule: messenger RNA, 1284 nt
Organism: Colletotrichum chrysophilum
Lineage: Eukaryota; Fungi; Ascomycota; Sordariomycetes; Glomerellales; Glomerellaceae
Gene: BTN1
Product: battenin CLN3 protein
Exons: 3
Coding region: 1-1284 (427 amino acids)
Biological process (GO): regulation of intracellular pH
Cellular component (GO): membrane; vacuole
Source: RefSeq, a predicted model, not a curated record